AUGAGUACACCAUUUGGUUUAGAUCUAGGUAACCACAACAGUGUUCUGGCGGUGGCCAGAAACAGAGGUAUCGAUAUUGUGGUGAAUGAAGUGUCAAAUCGUUCGACCCCAUCGAUGGUUGGAUUUGGACAAAAAAACAGAUUUUUGGGAGAAGGUGCCAAGAACAAGCAAACGUCGAACAUUAAGAACACCGUGGAGAGUUUGAAGCGUAUUGUCGGGUUGAACUACGACGACGUUGACUUUGAAACCGAAAGCAAAUACUUCCAGUCCAAGUUGGUCAAACUUGACGACGGGAAGAUUGGCGCCCAGGUCAGACUUGGCGGCGAACAAGUGGUGUUCUCCGCUACCCAGCUUGUGGCCAUGUUCAUCAACAAAGUCAAAAGCACCGUGGUGGAAGAAACUAAAGGCAAAAUCACGGAUGUGGCUAUCGCUGUUCCAGCUUGGUACUCUGAGGAGCAACGCUAUGCGGUUGCAGACGCUGCUAGAAUCGCAGGUCUCAACCCUGUUAGAGUCGUGAACGAUGUGACAGCAGCUGCCGUCACCUACGGUGUUUUCAAGAGCGAAAUGCCUGAAGGCGAACAAAAGCCAAGAAUCGUGGCUUUCGUCGACAUUGGGCACUCCACCUACACCUGUAGCAUCGGUGCUUUCAAGAGAGGCGAGCUUAAAAUCCUCGGUACCGCUUACGACAAGCACUUUGGUGGUAGAGACUUUGACCGUGCCAUCACCGAGCACUUCGCCGACGAGUUCAAGACCAAAUACAAGAUCGAUAUCAGAGAAAACGCCAAGGCUUACAACAGAGUCAUCACUGGCGCCGAGAGAUUGAAGAAAGUGUUGUCUGCUAACAGUACGGCUCCAUUCUCUGUGGAAUCCGUCAUGAACGACGUGGAUGUUUCCUCGCAAAUGAGUCGUGAAGAAUUGGAAAGCUUGGUUGCACCUCUAUUGGAACGUGUUACUGACCCAGUCACCAGAGCUUUGGCGGAGGCUAACUUGAAGCCUGAAGAUGUCGACUUCGUCGAAAUCAUUGGUGGUACUACCCGUAUCCCAUGUUUGAAGAACGCCAUCUCCGAAGCUUUUGGCAAGCCAUUGUCCACCACUUUGAACCAAGACGAGGCUAUUGCCAAGGGUGCUGCCUUCAUCUGUGCCAUCCACUCCCCAACGAUGAGAGUGCGUCCUUUCAAGUUUGAGGAUGUUCACCAGUACUCUGUCUCUUACUCGUGGGACAAACAAGAAGAGGAUGAAGACCAUCUAGAGGUUUUCACCGCUGGAUCCCAGUUCCCUUCUACUAAGUUGAUUACUCUGCACCGUACUGGUGACUUCUCCAUGGAAGCCAGUUACACCAACCCAGAAAAGCUUCCAGCUGGAAUCCCAACUCACAUUGCUAAGUGGAACAUCACUGGCGUGAAGAUUCCAAGCGGACAGUCCUCUGUCCCAGUCAAGCUAAAGCUAAGAUGUGACCCAUCUGGCUUGCACAUCAUCGAGAGCGCAUACUCCGUGGAAGACAUCGAAGUCGAAGAAGAAGUUCCUCGUGCUGCUGAUGCUCCAGAGGAUGCCGAGCCUGAGUACAAGAAGGUCACCAAGACCGUCAAGAAAGACGAUCUAACAAUUGUUGCUCACACUUUUGCACUACCAGAAGAGACAUUGAACGAGUUGAUUGAAAAGGAGAAUGAUCUUUUCUCUCAGGAUAAACUUGUCGCUGAGACUGAAGACCGCAAGAACGCGCUAGAAGAAUACAUCUACACUUUGCGUGGUAAGCUUGACGAAGAAUACUCUACUUUCGCGUCCGAUGACGAGAAGACCAAGUUGAGAGACAUGCUAGCAAAGGCUGAAGACUGGUUGUACGAAGACGGCUUCGACUCUACCAAGGCUAGAUACAUUGCGAAGUACGAGGAAUUGGCAUCUUUGGGUAACAUGAUCAGAGGUAGAUACCUUGCAAAGGAGGAAGAGAAGAAACAAGCUUUGAGAUCCAAGCAAGAAUCUGAAAGAAUGGCUGAGCUAGCUGAGAAAUUGGCCGCUCAAAGAAAGGCUGAAGCUGAAAAACAAGAAGAAACCCCUAAGCCUGACGCCGAGGGCGAUAUCGAUUUGGAUUAA
This is a messenger RNA of Lachancea lanzarotensis, 2088 nucleotides long. It is a transcript of the gene SSE2, whose product is annotated as LALA0S04e05226g1_1. Gene Ontology annotation, cellular component: cytosol; nucleus. Bases 1 to 2088 code for a protein of 695 amino acids. The transcript has a single exon. Gene Ontology annotation, molecular function: ATP-dependent protein folding chaperone; ATP binding. Gene Ontology annotation, biological process: protein folding. Lineage: Eukaryota; Fungi; Ascomycota; Saccharomycetes; Saccharomycetales; Saccharomycetaceae. The record is from RefSeq and is a predicted model, not a curated record.